Linderina pennispora is the source of this 5172-nucleotide messenger RNA. RefSeq lists its product as uncharacterized. Gene Ontology annotation, cellular component: mitochondrion. Bases 1 to 5172 code for a protein of 1723 amino acids. Gene Ontology annotation, molecular function: zinc ion binding. The transcript has a single exon. The record is from RefSeq and is a predicted model, not a curated record. Gene Ontology annotation, biological process: mitochondrion organization. Lineage: Eukaryota; Fungi; Kickxellomycota; Kickxellomycetes; Kickxellales; Kickxellaceae.
AUGGGCUCCAAUUCAAAGCGCCGAAACAGCGGCGCAGCUAACGGUGGCGCUUCACGCAGCACAGUUGAGACGGCACCAAAGCAGAGCCAGAGCACCAUGCAGCCGGCGCGCACGUCUGUGCCGCCUCCCAACAGCAGCAUGUCAGGCGACUGCAACGAAGGCAAGAUACCGAAGGGUCCUCCGGUGUUCGGGCCAGAGCCGCCACCAGAGCUGGCACUGGCGCGGGCAGCAGCAGCAGCAGUUGCUGCAGCUUCAAAGGGGUCUCAGACCAGGUCCUUGCAUCGGACCAGCCUACAGCUGGGUCUGGUAGACCCAAGCAACCCCAGCGCCAAAGAAGUCACCAUCGGCGUUGGUAUCGGCCCGCACAGUGGACGAGUCAUGGGAGGAGCCGAGUCUCUUGCACAAUCGGAAGCGGAGGCGGCAAAGUACUGGCAGGAGCGGAUUGCCGAGGUCAUAUCGAAGCCCGAAUUGCUGCUGAAGCAUGUACAGGCAGGGACCAUGUCAAUGUCAAUGUCGCCGUCUCUGGUCGACAGCGCCUCGUUCAGCACCGAUGCACCAGACUCAAUGCUGGCCGCAGCGUCCCAGCUCACGUCUGAACUGUCAGAACUGCUGGCACACAACCCAAAUCGCUUUGGCUUGGAGAUGAUUGAGUCCUCGGCUGCACUGGCGCCGCAGUUGGAAAUGGUACAUCGGUUCCAGGAUAUGGUCGACAGCAACCCACAGGCCGUGCCCAGUGCGCUGGUGGCUGCAGCUGCAGCGAUGCGGUCUGGGUCAAGUGGGUCUUCGGUUGACGCCGCCAGUAUCCGGAAGGCCACAGUAAGCAGACCUACACCAGAGCAGAGGCUGACAACCGAACCAGUCGAGCCGAGAUCCAGCAAUGGCGGGUUAUCAGCAGAGGCGGCUACAAAGGGUCCGGCGUACGCGGGGUUUGACUGGCUAACAGAAGAAGACACCUCGGGUCCUGUUGGUACGUUCCAGGGGUUUUACUCUGACGAUGACCUGAGCCACGAGUCGGAAACAGAAAGUGCGGCUAAAGGCUCUAAUCCACCCAAGGCGCCCAAGAAGAAGAGCAAGAAGAAGAAGAAGAAGGCGAAGGGCAAGGAAUCGGUGCGCGAGGAUCAGGUUGACCAGAGGUUUACUAAACCGCCACAACCGGCAGCCGAUGAGCCAGCAGCCCUGGCUGGCCAACACCCUGAUGCCCAGACGCAGUCCCGAGCCCGAAUGCCGCCUGGUGUUCCAAAAGCACCUGUGGCCAUGUCAAACUCGACGUCGCAGAUCAUUCAAAAGCUGUCAGCGGAUCCCAAGGUGCUUGAGAACACAAAGGCGAUCUGGAACAGCGACCGCAUCGAGGAACAACGACAGGUGCGCAAGUACUGGCUGUCGCUGAACGAGGUCGAGCGGCGGGCAUUUGUGCUGAUUGAGAAGGAGGUGGUUAUGUCGCGCGUGCGCGAGCACCAGAACUUUUCGUGCAACUGCAACUCGUGCACGCGCAAGCGAGAGGCCAUUGAGCAUGAGCUGGACUGCCUGUAUGACUGCUACUAUGAGGAGCUCGAGGUGAGCGUUCGGCGAGAGAAGAUGCGCCUGUCGGUGCUGGAGGCAAAGCGCACGGCCAGCGGAUAUUUCAACUCGGUCAUCGACCGAAUGGUUGAUUUGGCGUUCAACGAGGUCGAGCCCAGCCAACGAUCAGCGCGCAUGAAGGUCGACUAUCGCCGCGAGAUUCAGGAGAGCUUUCACCGGAGUGCGGCAGCAGGCCGGAAUCCAUACAUUCUCCAGCCGCUAAUCGGCGAUGAUGCAGCAGAAAGUGACAAUUCAGGGAAUCCGAUGACGAUGAAGGCGUGGAAGACCCUCGAGUCAAGCGGCUAUGUAGACCAGUGGACUGAAAUUAUUAUGGAGCUAUAUACCCGCAAGACGGAGUACCAGCGCGAGUUUGGCGACAAGUCGCCGCUCGACGAGGAUAACAGCGAAGACCCGCUCGACAACAACGAUCUGUUCUACACUGACAACCUGCUGAGCCCGAUCGAGUCGUUCCCAGCCGACAGCAAAAAGUUCUUUGAUAUGAUGGAACGCCUGGCAGACUACCGGAUGCGUCGCGAGGAUGCGCUGCUCGAUAAUGCUGCUGAUUCUGAACCGCGUCCCAAGGCUGGGUGCGAAGAGAUGACAUCCCAAGAUCACCACCACCACCACCAUCACCACCACCACCAUCAUCAUCAUCGCCACAACCACGACCACGGCCAUGAUCACGACCACGACCACGAUCACAGCCACAGCCACAGUCACAGCCACAGCCGCAACCGGCGUGAUUCUCAGGGGAGCCUAUCGCGCCGCUGUCCCGACUGCCAUGGUGAGAUCAGCGAUUCUGAAGACCGGCGAGCGUACUCUGACGCCGAAGGCCAUUCGUCUGCUUACCGUGCUCGGCGACGCGGCCGCUCGUCAUCGUCACACGCGCGCCAUUCCCAUGCCCCGUACAAGGUGCACGGACCGCGCUCUGCCGACAUUGAUGAUGUAAUUUCUGAUGAGGGGUUAGAGGAUGAGGAGGAGGAUGACGACGAUGAUGAUGACGACGACGACGAAGACGACCUGUUAGACGAGGAAGAUGACGAUCUUGAUGACGAUGAUGACGACGACGAUGACGACGACGAUGACGACGACGACGACGAUCUCGAGUCGCUUGACCCUGACCGUGCUGAGGAGCAGGCAGAGGAGGGCCGGCGAGUGUUUCAGCUCUUUGCAGCCAGGUUGUUUGAGCAGCGAGUCAUCAACUCUUACCGAGACCGGGUUGCACGGGAGCGACAGAAGCAGCUGAUUCAAGAGCUCGAGGAGGAGGAGAACCGGUCCAAGGCGAAAGAGAAGCGCAAGCAGAAGAAGAAGGAGCGCGAAAAGGAGAAGAAGCGCAAUUUGCAGCAGAAGAAGGAAGAGGAGCGGCUGGCGCGUGAGAAACAGCAAAAGGCUGAGCUGGAGCGCAAGCGGGCAGCUGAGGAGAAGCGCCGUCAGGAGCGCGAGAAGAAGAAGCGUGAGGAGGAAGCCAGGAUCCGCAGGGCUCAGGAGGAGCGCAACCGGAAGAUCCUCGAGCAGGCAGACCGGCGCUUGGAGCGUGAACGCCAGGAGAAGCUGCAGCGCGAGCAGGAGCAGCUAGUGAAGCUGCAGCGUGAGCGUGAGGAGCGCGAGCGCAAGGAGAAAGAGCGACUGGAACACAAGGGGAAAGCAAACGCCAAGGCGAUAGCUGAUGCAGCGACUGCGGCGGCGGCUGCUGAGGAGGAGGAGAAGGAGGAGGAGGAGAAGAAGCUAGCCAAGGACCACGAAAUGGAGGCUGAGCAGAAGCAGGUGGAGGAAGCAGCCAAGACCAAGGCAGCUGAUAUUGCUGGUAUUGCUGAUAUUGUUAAGCAGAAGCAAGCGGAGGAGACUGAGGUCCCAGCGCAGGUGCCAGUGCAGGCUGCUGCUGCUUUCGAGCAACCGGUAGUGCCUGCUGUGCCUGCUGUGCCUGCUGUGCCUGCUGUGCCUGUUGUUCCGCUGGCAGAGCCCGUUGCGGCAGUCCCUGUUCGGCCCGAGAUGCUGACCACCCCGCUGUCGGCAAUCUUGCCUGCUGUUCCUGUCAUGGCCAUGCCCCAAGCAGUACCGCCACCAGGCAUGUUCAGUAGCCCAAGCAUGCAGCCAUUGGACAACAUGAGCCGGACACCAAUUAUAAGCACUGCGCCCAGCUACCCGCUGGCGCAGACACCGCGGCAGAUGAUGCAUUCGUUCGAGCCCAUUGCUCCACAGCCGCACAUCCCGUUCUCGUCACCCAGUGCACGCGGGCGCGCAAACAGCGGCUCGCAGGUGUUCUCUGGUGCAACGGCUCUGCUGUCAUCGCCUGUUGUAUCUACACUGUCUGCGUCCGCAUCUGCAUCCGCAGCUCGGCCGCCAGCCAGCGAAUAUGACGCUGAGAUCUUGUCGAUCGUGGGCAAGGUCAUGGGAUCCCGCACGUUGCAGGACGAGCUCACUGAUGGUCUCGAGUGGCGUGCUGAACCUGACAGCUUCAUGGGCGGCAGUGGCCGGCUGGCAGCUCCACCCAAGAGUAGCCUGGCAACGACGUUUGGGCUGGGCAGCAGCCCAGCCGCUGGGUCGUCGGCCACCGACCUCUCAGCUCGGCGCAACUCGAUGCCGAUGCAUCGUGCAUCUAGCGAGAGUCGGAUCGCAACGCUGGCUCCUGGCGGCAGUCGUGGCAGUCUGUCGCUAGACAUUGAUAUCGAGGCUGUGUACAAGGCGUACUGUGCUCUGGAGAAGUUCCGGCGGGAUGCCAACAGCCUGGUGGGCAGCAGCUAUCACCCGGUGUCUGAGAUUGCCCAGAUGCAUGGGAAGCUGAGUGAGAGCGAAGUGUGGGGCAUCUGUGCCAAAUAUUCCCGGGCCAACCCAUCAGCAUGCAUGCUAGACCACAGCACGCACUCAGUUAUGUUCUCGGGAGAAUCCCCCGAGCACCAGGCAGCGCUUGUGGCGGCAACGGCAACAGCGCCGACGCCGGUCUCUGGUGCUACACUGCCACUUCACCUUUCGUCCGCCCUCCCGCCUCUAGGUAUGUCCAGCAGCAGCAUGUCGCAGUUUGGCGUAGAACCGCGGUCAACGCCUACCUCGCAGCUGUCCAUCAUCACCGAGGACAUGCUGAGUGCGUUUAGUCUGCAGACAGCGCAGACCAACAGCCCAAUACAGAUGCCGCAGCAGCCAUCGCAGCUGCAGGCACGGUCACCUAUGCUUGGCCAUAACGCAGCGCUGCUUCAGAACAGCACUGCUGGCGGUCUCCUGUCGGGUAGCCGUGUCCAGCCGCAGUCGCUGACACUGCCGCAGACACCUACACGGCCGCUGAUCCCAUCGCCGCUGCUUGGUCAGCAGCAGCAUCAGCAUCAGCAGGCAUUGGGUAGUGGAUAUGUUGCUGUUGCUCAGCCCACCACGGCGUCCAUGUACUUUAAUCCGCUGAUGGUGCCUGGGGCAGCACUGCAGCAGCAGCAUUCGCAGCCACCGCUCAGCGCACCAAUCCUCGGGCAGGGUGGGCAGUACCCCCCGACUCAGCUGGGGAUGGGUGGUAUCCGCAACGGAGCGGGGCUGUUCGGGAUGCCGUAUCCUCAGCAUCAGCAUCAACAUCAGCAACAGCAGCAACAGCUGCAGAUGCUCCAGCAGAACCUUCAACAGCAGCAGCUGCGCUAG